AUGGCCUCUUUGGACCUGCCUUACCGCUGUCCUCGCUGCGGGGAGCACAAGCGCUUUCGAAGCCUCUCGUCCCUUCGCGCUCACCUGGAGUACAAUCACACCUAUGAGACUCUCUACGUCCUGUCAAAGUCCAACAGUGUGUGUGACGCUGCUGCUCUGCUGCCCCUUGUGGCCGAAGGUGCUCUCAUCACCCCAAACAACAAUGACCCAUUUGAGCCCCUGAGACCCUCAGCCCUGAAGGAGAGACAUUUUCCAUGUCGUGAACUUCCCUGUGCAGACGACCUCAGUCUAACUCCUGCUCACUCUAACAGUUCAACUCGCUAUAUACCCAAUGUGGAGUUCCCCCUGGGAGAAAUUUUUAUGAAGCAAGCCAUGGCAUCCACAGACCCUGGUCCUCACGGUAACCCCAGCACGGCUGUAGCAGUAGCCGCAAAUGUGGCAGCCAGUGCUGUAGAGGCUGCUUAUGAAGAGGGACUGGCCAGGCUGAAAGCACGAGCCUUUGAGAGGCUGGAAUUGGAUGAAAGACUGGAAAAACUCUCUGAAGAGGUGGAGCAGAAAAUAGCAGCUCGGGUUGGUCGCCUGCAGGCUGAGCUGGAGAGGAAGAGCUCAGAGCUGGAGCGGGCCAAACAGGAGAGUGAUCGUCUGAGCCAGGAGAAGCAGGACCUGGAGGACAAAGCCACAGAGCUGUCCCGCCAGGUGGACGUGUCUGUGGAGAUGUUAGCCAACCUCAAGCAGGAUCUGGUCAGCAAAGAGACUGAGCUCACUCACAAACAGCAGUAA
Knipowitschia caucasica is the source of this 780-nucleotide messenger RNA. NCBI's taxonomy places the organism in Eukaryota, Metazoa, Chordata, Actinopteri, Gobiiformes, Gobiidae. The record is from the annotation of a GenBank genome assembly.